AUGCAGGGAGUUUCAAAGGACUGGAAUGUCCCAGAAGGCUUCCGCGCCCUGCAGCAUCUGGUCAUUUACAGCAGUGAUCUCAGACAGGUGCCAGAUUCAUUCGGCGCAUUGACAGCGCUGACGAGGCUGGAGCUUAGUAACUGCAAGGUGGCCAAGAUCAGCCCCAGCAUCUCAAAGCUCACCCGCCUGCGCGAACUGAACCUGAAGGGCAACCACUUGUACCCAGAGGUGCCUCAGGAGCUUAGUAAGCUGACAUGGCUGCACCUGCUUCAACUCCGCGGCAACAGAGCGCGCAAGACAAAAGCCGUCAAGGGACUCAAGGCAGGCAAUGGCGAUGUGUUACUGCCCAAGAUGGCAAUCACAGACAGCGGCCUGCGGUGGCUGCUGAAGUGCCCUGACAUGCAGCAGGUGCUUAUUGAUGUGACAAAAGAGGAGAGGGACAAGUUGAGGAAGCUUCGGCAGGAGCUGCGCAGCGCAUUUCAUGGCCGGCCAGUGCUCUGCCUGAAGCUGACGUGGCAAAACAUUUGA
Messenger RNA from Coccomyxa subellipsoidea C-169, 528 nucleotides. RefSeq lists its product as hypothetical. The coding region runs from base 1 to 528 and encodes 175 amino acids. Lineage: Eukaryota; Viridiplantae; Chlorophyta; Trebouxiophyceae; Coccomyxaceae. The record is from RefSeq and is a predicted model, not a curated record. The transcript has 4 exons.